This is a messenger RNA of Gymnogyps californianus (California condor), 470 nucleotides long. RefSeq names its product cytochrome c oxidase assembly factor 4 homolog, mitochondrial. Gene Ontology annotation, biological process: mitochondrial respiratory chain complex IV assembly. The transcript has 2 exons. Gene Ontology annotation, cellular component: mitochondrial intermembrane space. The coding region runs from base 29 to 301 and encodes 90 amino acids. The record is from RefSeq and is a predicted model, not a curated record. NCBI's taxonomy places the organism in Eukaryota, Metazoa, Chordata, Aves, Accipitriformes, Cathartidae.
CUGCGCUGCUGGGCUGCCCGGCUCAGCGAUGGCGAGGCCCGGACACGCCAGGAGCCGUCCGUCAUUGGAGAAAGAUGAGGAUGAGGAGGCCGAGGACCCGCUGGACGCCAUGAUCUCGCGGACGGGCUGCGCGGCGCAGCACCGGGAGCUGCAGGAGUGCAUGGCGGCGCGGCAGGACUGGCGGCACUGCCAGCCACAGGUCCGGGCGUUCGGCGAGUGCAUGGCCCGGCGGCAGCGUGCCGAGGAGCCGCGCCGGGCACCCGGCUCGCGCCAAGCCCACCCCUCGCCUGCCGGGGACUGAAAUCACCGGGGACCCCCGCUCCCGGCACCGCCAGCCAGCCCACACUCAGCACCCCAGGAAUGCACCGUUUGAUCCUUUUUUGGCGUUAUUUUUUUAUUCAAGCGGGUGGAUGUGCCGGGUAAAUCCUUGCUACAUUGUUGGAAAAUUAAAUCCGGUGGCGUUUGUCGUC